This is a messenger RNA of Cricetulus griseus (Chinese hamster), 6156 nucleotides long. The record is from RefSeq and is a predicted model, not a curated record. Lineage: Eukaryota; Metazoa; Chordata; Mammalia; Rodentia; Cricetidae.
AGUUACCAGAGAACUGGACGGACACACGGGAAACUCUGCUGGAGGGCAUGAUUUUCAGCCUCAAGUACCUUGGCAUGACACUGGUGGAGCGGCCCAAGGGGGAGGAGCUGUCAGCAGCUGCUGUCAAGAGGAUCGUGGCCACAGCCAAGGCCAGCGGGAAGAAGCUGCAGAAGGUAACUCUCAAGGUGUCGCCCCGGGGAAUCAUCCUGACUGACAGCCUCACUAGCCAGCUCAUUGAGAACGUGUCCAUUUACAGGAUCUCCUACUGCACAGCAGACAAGAUGCAUGACAAGGUGUUCGCAUACAUCGCCCAAAGCCCGCACAACGAGAGCCUGGAAUGCCAUGCCUUCCUCUGCACCAAGCGGAAAGUGGCACAAGCUGUCACCCUCACUGUAGCCCAGGCCUUCAAAGUUGCCUUUGAGUUUUGGCAAGCGUCCAAGGAAGAGAAAGAGAAGAGGGAGAAAGCCAACCAAGAGGGAGGAGCCAUCUCAGGGACCCGACGUGACAGCACCCCGUCAUUGAAAAGCUUGGUUGCCACUGGGAACCUGCUGGAUUUGGAAGAGGUGUCUAAGGCUCCCUUGUCCACGGUCACCACUAAUACCAACAACAUGGAUGAGACACUGCGGCCUCAAGUCUUGGGCACCAGCAGUGUGGUCUGGGAGCUGGACGAUGGCCUGGAUGAAGCAUUUUCAAGGCUGGCACAGUCACGGACGAACCCUCAAGUCCUGGACACUGGGCUGUCCACACAGGACAUCCAUUAUGCGCAGUGCUUAUCGCCCACCGACUGGGACAAGCCUGACGGCAGUGGCAUCGAUCGAGAUGACCUCUUCAGCUUCUGAGGGCCUAGGACUGACUGGCAGGACACAACUGGCCUUGACAUGUGAUGGACCAAAAGCCACCUACAGCAGAGCAGCCAUCACAAGGAGCUGAUGGCAAAGCCUGCGGACAAGAGCUGCACAGUCAGGCAGGGAGGGAGGGCAAGAAGAGCCUGCAGUGUCCAGUCAGUGACUCCUGGGUUAUGCUUGGAAACCAGGUUUGCAUCAGGCGCUCAUGAUGUAUGCAGGGCAGGGCAGGGCAGGGCAGGGCAGGGCCUGGCCUCCUGGUCUCUUUCCUGGAGCCAGUGCCCCCUCCUGUGGCUGUCAAGACAGUGACCAAAGCAUUCCGUGUUCCUUCUCUCUGGGGCAUCCUUACUCCUCAAGCAGUGAGAGCCUAUUAUUUGUGCACUGGAGGGGACAUGGCCUUCAGGGAAGCUGGGAUCCUCAAAUUCUGCUUCUUUGGGGCCUGGUAGCUAAGGCCCUCCGAGAGGCAGCACCUGACCAAAGACACAUAGCUCUGCACUUUAUCUCCCAUAAUGGACAUGGUUUGAGGUCCUUGAUGGUGCUGUGGGAGAGCUUGCCUCCUGCCCUCCCUCCACAGGAGGGCCACAGUCCCUGAGGUGAUCUGUAUAGUGCUAGGACCUAGUGUACCAGCUGCCCAGACUCCCAGAGUCUUACCACAACCGCAGGGAUCACCUCUGUUCUGUUUUGUCUGUGUGUCCUGUGUGCCCCCACCUUCUGCCUCUCCAUAAUUCCUGGAAUGAUACCAAAGCCUAGCACUAGGCUGUGGCGGGAUACUUUUCAUUCAUUUUACAGGUAAGGAAACUGAGGCAACACAUGUCGGGGAUGGAGAUGAGAAUAGAACCCAGAUCUGAUACCAAAGCUGCUGUUUGUACCGCCAACUUCUCACAGCCCACGUCUCCUUUCUCUCUAGCUUUGUUGUCCUCCCAGGAACCAAAAAGCCCCAGCUAUUUUCUGACCAAAAUGUGUUUCAUAACAAACCAUCUGGUGCCUUUCCACACAGCGCUGGCGUGGGCCUCCAUGCCCUGCUAACUGCCACACUGCUUCCGGGAAGACAUGUUUUGAAGUCUUUUGAUUCCAUGGGUUAAAUGGAAUCCUCCAGAAGCAUCUCGCUGUCCCUUCCUGACACUGCAGCCCCAGUAGUCCCCCUACCCCACCCAGUGGCCAGGCAGUUUAGUGGUGAGCUGUCCUUAGUCUGGCUGGUCUCAUGGGCUCUGGCAUCCUGAAUCUCAGCCAAGCCACAAGCAUCUUUUCAUUGCUAGGAGCCCCCAGUGGCUGGGCUUGUGAGAGCAGGUCUCAGUAGGCCCAGGAAAAGCACACCACUGUGACUUAAAGUUCCCAGCUCUUAUUGAGUUGCUGAGUCAGACCCUUGCCUUGGGGAGGGUACUUGGAGAACCCUCCCUGGAAUCAGGGUAGCUCCUUUUCCCCAACCAGCUCCAGGGUCCUGAGUGUGAGGGGCUGCCAUGGUGUUGGGUGGUGCUGUGUUCUUGACAGGCUGUGCCUGCUGGCAAGGCAGCUCUAAGAAAGAAACAAUAAAUGUUCCCAUUUUUUAAGUGUAAGCAUCACUCGGUGUUGCUGGUGAUGAGGGGCAGUGUCAUAGCUCCUGCCCUUUGAUGAUAUGUGUCAAAAGACUGAGGUAUACCACAUGCCCUUGUGGCACCAGAAUAGAGGGUGAUGGCAGGUUCCCUGCUGAUGAGCCAGCAGGGUACCUUUCUCUGCAACUGUCACUGUGUGGAAGGUCACCAGUGGUCCAGUGUGUCGGCACUGACAGUGUUUCUAACCUUACAUCCUGGUCGAUGCUGAGUGUGUGAGAUGUGAGUGUUCCCAUGUGCACCCCUCCCCAGGGACAGUAUUCCCACGACUCUCCAAUGACUCGGGCUUGCGGGCUUGCUUACUCAUGAUCUGGUCCUGAGCUCAGUGCUAAGGAUGACAUUGCCUAGGUGAAUUCAGGUUGUAUGGCUUUGUGUGAAGGGGGCAGAGAUAGAGGAUGGGGAUCAGUGAUUUAAGAGACCCAAAGUCCAGCUAUGGCCCUGGGUUAAUUACCUGCUUCCCUGAGCCUUGGUUUUCCUGUCUGUAGACAGGGCACAGCAGACUCCUGUGCCUGUGUCCCUGGAUUUUGAGACUAUUGACCAUUGUCAUGUUAUUGGUAGUUCAGACCUCUGGUGGCUUACAGGUUAUCUCAGAGCAAAAGGUCAUUUGGAUCUAAUGUGUAAAGUCCCAGUGGACUCAGACAGUGAGUACCACUCUUAGUGCACUUUCUGCGUGCCAGCUGACUAAGAAAAGUCAUGGAGAGCCCAGAUGCCAUUCAGUUCCUACUGCUGAGGGCACUGAGCUUAGCUAGGAAGGUAGCCCUGUCCUGAGUGCCUGGUAAGGCCACAGCCCUGUCUCAUAUCCCUAGCCCUCAUCCUGUCAUGUAGCAAUUUCCCAAGAGAUGGUUAUAAUCCAGCUGCUCGUGUCUUGCCCAGACUCACAGUGACCAUUCCAGCAAGGCUGCAUUCCUCAAGUUCCAUGGACUUCUGUCUGGGGACUCCCCAGCCACUGCUCCUUCCUGUGGCUUGUGGGGGUCUGGGGCAUUUAUGCAAUAGUCCUAUUUCAAGUGUCCAGAGGCAGAGCCUUUUGAUGCCAGCCGACAAGCAGACUCCCUGUGAGGCCCAAGUGGAUCAGAGAGGACUAAAGAAUUCUUUCUUCUUUCCCCCAUAAUUUGAAAAGACACUCAACAAGCUCAUCCUUCCAUUUAAAUUUGGCCAACGCCUUUAGUCUCCGGAUGUCUCAAAUUAUGGAUCCUGAGCCCAGCUGCCUGCUCUUUCAUGCGUAGCAGAUGAAGUGGAGGAACAAAGCCACCUUUCAGAUUUGAUGUGACCUUCAGCUCCUCUGGGUAGACAUUGGGUUGGCUCUCCAGGAGAAGCAUCACAAUUAAACCUUGCGAGGGCUUUUCAGCCUCUGUGCCUGGGUCGCAGGCUUGAGCCUGGCCUGGCUCUGCCUUCUCCUAUGCUGCAGUUAGGACCCUGUGCCCAGACUCAGCAUUGUCAGUCUGCCUUGGCACACUAGGAAGUGGGUAGGUGGUCUUAGAACUACUUAAAAAAUUGAAUCUUUGAUUUAUUCUUUGACAAUUUUAUACAUGUAAACAUCAUCUUGGUCCUGUGCACCCUGCUCAACCCUCCAAUCCCCACACCCCAAACUCCAGCACUUUCUUUCCCCCCUUUUCCUUUAUUUAUAGCCUGCUGAGUCCAGGUAGUCCUGCCUGUUGAAGUGGACUUGGCCUGCUCUUGUGUGGGUAGCCACAGAUGCAGUGGGUUCUUGAAUGUGUUGACCAUGUCCUGUCUGAAAGAGCAUUCCACAGUACUCUUCCUCUCCCCCUAGCGCUUAACAUGCUGUGUGCUCCUUUUCCAGUGUUCCUGAUCCUCGGGGAGGGCUGUGAGAAAGGCACCAGGCACUGUCUCAACACUUUGACCCAUUGAAUUUCACUGUAUUAACUGCUGACCACUGCAGAGAAGCCACCCUGGCCAAGGUUAAGGGCAGCACUGACCUAUAGGUAUAAACAUAAGUGUUUAGAGGUGGUGUGGUAACAUGUCCUUUAGCAAAACAGCAAGUUCUUCCCUGGGCCUGUGAUUGCCCUCACCAUGGGCUUUUGACCGGGUUUUAGUACCAGGCCUAACCCUCUUCCUGUAGAGCAGGUCUCCAAUCUAAAAGUGAUUGGUUAUCCCAUCCCCUUAAUGGCACUGUUGUAUCAGUGGGCACAUUGCGCAUGGUGGAUCAGUAUGGAGCAUGCAGGGUUGAGUGCACAUUACCGAUGUGUUUUCUGCCCUCAGUGGCCUGCAUGGCUCCUUCCAGCACUGAAAGCUAGUCAACAAGGAGGAAGCUUUUGGGUCGUUCAGUUUGGUUUCUGUGUCAUACAACCAAAGUGUGUCUUAGGCAGUACAAUCUUCACCAUCUAGUUUUGGUGACCUCUGGGGCCUCCCUGACCUGUAAAUUGUAGGGAUGAAUCUCAUGUAAUCUCUCUUCUUAGAUAGGGUAUCUGAGGGACAGGAAAGAUAAGCAAGCUGACUUGAGAUCCACAUUUAGGAGGUUAGGUCUGGGAUUUGAACCCCAGGCUGUCUAAAUCUAAAGCUUACUUCUGCCACUCUGCAGACCAGCAGCACCAGCAGUGGGCGUUGUAAAUUAUCCUGGGAGCUGCUUCUGGGGCCCUGACUCGACAGGCAGCAGUGACAGGUGCCAGCUGCAUAAGUCUCUUGCCUCUUCCCAGCUGGCUGCCCCCUCAUGCCGCUGGUCUGGUCAUGUCCAACAUGGGACUCUGCAGAACCAUGUGCCCACCACAUCAGGCCCCAUCUUUCCUGGGUGACAUGUGUCCAGUCUGCCAGCACAAGGGUGUCUUAACCACAGGAGGGACAGUAAAUGCCAGUGCCAGAGGGCUGGAAGGAAGGGAACCCUCUGUAGUGUCCAUACAGUUUGAACUGUUAUGGAGACUGUAGGUAGUGUCAGCUAAUGUGAGGUGAAGACCCUGAGGACCAUAGAGGUUACUGCAGGCCUGGGACUCAGAUCCCACGUGUCCUGUAGUGUCCUUGCCUCUGCAGGUCACUGGGAACACUCAGUGCCCAUGACCUUGCUUACUGGGAGCUCCUGCUCAGAAGAACAGCCUUGACCAAAUGCCAGCACAGUACUGCUGGGCAGCUUGGAGCCUCCAGCCAGGACAGGUGUGGGCUGGGACACAAGGCCAUGCUGCUAGGCAACGUAUCUGUAUGUGUCUGCUGAUCACCAGCUUGGCCUUGUCUCUGGAUGAUGAGAGGCCUCUGUUCUUGACUCUUCAUAGUCCAAGGGGCGGGGGCAUGCUUCCUGGAAGUCCUCUGUCAUGCAGACUUACCUACACUAGCUCGACAUUGGAGAACUGGGUUGUGGGGUUGUUGCAGGGGAUUCCAGGUGGGCUGCUGAGUGAAGGGACCUCAGAAGGAGUAAAAAGGUUGGGAAUACCCUCGGUGGCUUGGUAGCUCUGAUGUUGGGGGUGCUGUCUGAGUCACUCCAUGGCCAGGUGCUGGGGCACUACCUGACUGUGUGGCUAUGACUGAACCAUGGCAGAAGGGGUAGACCCUGCUUACGUUUCUGAGCCCUCUGAGAUCAGGCAGCCCCAGGUCAGUGGCAGCAGAGGGGUCCUAGUUCCAUAGACUCCCAGCAGGCACUGGUUGGGGGGUACUGAGUCUUCAUUGCUCCCAGCUCAGCAGCCCUACAACCCUUCCUGGGCUGCGUUGCAGAAACUGUGGGUCUAACUCUAGGUCCUGACCAAAGAUCUUGCUUUCAACAUGUUUUCAAAUAAAGGUUCUGGUAUCAG